Molecule: messenger RNA, 2832 nt
Organism: Neoarthrinium moseri
Lineage: Eukaryota; Fungi; Ascomycota; Sordariomycetes; Amphisphaeriales; Apiosporaceae
Exons: 2
Coding region: 1-2832 (943 amino acids)
Biological process (GO): ubiquitin-dependent protein catabolic process; mitotic cell cycle checkpoint signaling; protein ubiquitination
Cellular component (GO): nucleus
Molecular function (GO): ubiquitin-protein transferase activity; metal ion binding; protein binding
Source: RefSeq, a predicted model, not a curated record
AUGGACUCACCAAGGCCCGCGGUCGAUCUGGAAAAGGAGCUGACCUGCUCGAUAUGUACCGAGGUCCUCUACCAGCCCUUGACGUUGCUCGACUGUCUGCACACGUUCUGCGGCGCCUGUCUCAAGGACUGGUUCGGCUGGCAGGCCACCGCGGCCGAGAACUCGCCCAACCCGCCAGCGUCUGGCACCAACAUCGCGACCUGCCCGUCAUGUCGCGCAACCGUGAGGGACACCCGGCACAAUGCCACCGUCGCCACGCUGCUCGAGAUGUUCGUCUCGGCGAACCCCGAUAAGGCGCGGUCCGAGGCGGACAAGGAGGAAAUGCAACAGAAAUACAAGCCCGGCGACGACGUGCUGCCGCGCAUACGCAGCCGUGAGAAGUCGCCCGAGGAGCGGCGGUUGGAGCAGCUAGAGAGGCAGAUGCUGGAGCAGGCGCGCGAGAUGAGCCUACGGGACGCCGGGGUCGACAGUUCAAGUUCCAGCCGCCACCACCGACGCAGGAGGGAGCACCGUUCGCGCCACGGAGACACCAGCGACCGGUCCGAGAGGGAGAGCAGUCGAGACUCAAGGCAUCGCGAGGCGCGGCAUCGAACGCGAAGGUCGACUAGGGACGAUGAACGUGGUUCCAGGACGGAGUCUGACGGGAGGCUACAGCCCAGAGAGGAAAGGAGACGUAGGGGCAGUGAAUCACAGCAAAGAUCUCGCGACGAGUCCAGGACAAGGCGGCGGGCUAUCGAGCAUCAGGCAUCCAUACGGUCGCUGAUCAGUUCCUCGAGCGUAGGCUCACUGGAUAUGGAAAGGGAAGUCGAAGAAUUCGCCCGCCAAAUACAGGAGGAGGGGCUCCUCGAGGGCCUAGACUUGGACAACAUUGACCUCAGCCGGGACGACGAGCUGAGUAGGAGAAUCACUGAGGCAUAUCGGAGGCGACAGAACCAGCGAUCUAGACAUGAUUCAUCCAGAAGAAGUGAUGCGGCACGCCACAGCCCCCGUUCGGAAGCUUUGCCCACGAGCUCCAGGCCCUCAACCUCUGGCAGAUCCCGCGAGACUAGUCGCCAAAGGGCAAACUCGGAGAACAUUAGGACCUUGGGCUCUACGGGUCAGUUGGACGAUAGGAGUCGUCCACCAAUCGCGUCGACUCAUCUUGAAGUGCGAACCGAGCCAGAGAGACGGCGCAGGAGGACAUCCAGUGGCGGCAGGAGUGCAACCGACCCUAUAAGGCCACGCACCGCAGACGUCAGGCCAGCGGCAAGAUCACACACCGAUCUGACGCUGCGGGAGCGGACAUCUGAUCCGCAACGGCGCCGUCCAUCGUUUGGCGAGUCUAGGAGCACCAGCAUGCCAACAACCAGCGGGCCGGGGGCGUCAGGGGCAACAGGUCUGGGCCUAUCCUUCGGCGAGCGGGCAGCAUCGGUUGCGCAGAAUACCGGCCCCGUGAACGUGGACGCAGCACCCGAGGCGGCCAGUCCCCCGCACUCGAGGCCGCGGCCCGCGAGUCUCAUCGUUUCUCCUCAUAGCCCGUUACCGAGUCUCGGUGUACCACCAUCGCCAGGAGGUGCUCAUCGAAUGAGGUCGCAGUUCUACCAAGAACCUUCCAUUACGUGCUGCAGGUGCGGGAAACAUCACAUUGAAUACGAACUGCACUACAAUUGCGCGAGGUGCAAGGGGGGCGACUGGAACAUUUGCCUUGACUGUUACCGCACGGGUAAAGGUUGUCUGCAUUGGUUUGGAUUCGGGUAUUCUGCAUUCAAGAAGUGGGAGAGAGCGCGCGCAAACGGCAACGAGCAUCUCGAACGCCCGCACCUGAUGACCUUGAACCGAUACAUUCCGCCCAAGUAUACGCCGGGCGGUGCAGACGGCCGGCGGACCAUGACGACCGACGAUCCGAUGCGAAGAUUGCAGAGUGGCAUGUUCUGCUCCCGCUGUUCCGCAUGGGCAAACGAGUGCUACUGGCGCUGCGAAACAUGCAACGAGGGCGACUGGGGUUUCUGUAAUCGAUGCGUCAACACAGGAAAGAGUUGCACGCACCCAUUGCUCCCCCUGACCUACGUCUCACCCUCGUCCGGUUCCAGCCCGCCGGCGAGCCCGAGGAUGCCGAGUCCACCAGCGUCCGCGCGACUCUACACUGGUCCAGAUGCCAUCAACAUGGGCAAUUUCAAGCCAUUGACGUUUACCACCGCGUGCAGCGUCUGCCGUUCGGCCAUUGCACCUACUCAGGACCGACACCACUGCUUUUCGUGCACCAGCACAGUCGCGAGCGCUAGCACCGUCGUGGCUGACCUGCAUCCAGGCGACUAUGAGGUAUGCAUGGCCUGCUAUGCCAGCCUCGAGGCCGAUGACCGCAUCACAGCUGAGAACGGAUCUGCAGGCUGGCGACGAUGCCUCAACGGACACAGGAUGGCGAUCAUCUGCUUCCAGUUCAGUGGCGGUGGGGAAAGGCGGCAAAUCGUAAAGGAUCUCGUCGGAGGCCAGCACUUGCAUAUGGAGGCCUACGACUCGACGGGUUCUGUCGACAGGCCUCCCGGGCUGCAGAAAUGGUCGUGGGACGGCCCCAGCGGAUCAAAGCUCGAGAGGCUGGUGGCGCGCAGCGUGGCGGCCAAUGCUCCCACGGGCGAAGAGUGGACUGAUCUAUUUCCGCCAGACGGCGGCGUGGGCAUGAAGGGGACGGCUUCGUGGUCGUGGUACCCUCAGGAGGGCGCCGACGAUGAGCUCAUGUUCCCUAAAGGGGCCGAGGUCAAGGAGAUUGAGGAUGUCAACGGGGAGUGGUUCUUCGGGACGUACAUGGGAGCUAUGGGGCUAUUUCCGGCUCCGUAUGUCAGGGUAGUUGAGUCGUGA